Molecule: messenger RNA, 398 nt
Organism: Stylophora pistillata
Lineage: Eukaryota; Metazoa; Cnidaria; Anthozoa; Scleractinia; Pocilloporidae
Product: high affinity cGMP-specific 3',5'-cyclic phosphodiesterase 9A
Biological process (GO): signal transduction
Molecular function (GO): 3',5'-cyclic-nucleotide phosphodiesterase activity
Source: RefSeq, a predicted model, not a curated record
ACAGCGCCGUACGUUGCACUCUGCAUACUAAUGUAGUGUUGAAAUGCUCUAAAAUUAUUACGACUUUCUCUUGUGUACACCGUUCACAUAAAUGUGGUGUGGCUUAAGAACGUGAGAGUUGCUCAAUGACCUGAUUUUAGAGAAAAUGACCACAAAGGUGGUUUAUUUUACUGUGGGAGGAAGGCCCGAGCAGGCGGAAUUCGCGACCGAUUUCCCAGUAGAUGAAAUCAAAGACUUGUUUCGCUGUGCCGCAGAAGCUGGCCCAUAUGAUAUUCUGAAACUCUACAACACGAAAGGAAAUAUAGUAAACAUCUCGCCUUCCCUUCCACAAAACACACCAGAUUCGCGGUAUCGCCUGGAAGUUGUCGCAGCGAAUUGUGCAAGCUGCGGCUUUUGCG